CGCAAUCCACGAGACACGACAUUUAUGAAGGAAGCAGCCAUUUUAUUUCGUGAAAUUUCACACACCCAUUUAUUUAUCAAACUAUGUCCAAAGAACAAUGUAGAUCGGAGUUAGUGUCAUUAGUUCACGUACAUAGUUUGCUGUCAACGUCGUCAAUACUUUGUUAAAACAAGAGACACCACCGUGAAAAUGAAGAAAUUAUUCUCAAGAAUUGAAACAAAAAUUGAUAACACUUCUAAAGAACCCAGUAACUAUGUCGGUAAAGUGUUCACAGUCGGCAAACAACCCUAUACAGUUGAAGAAGUAAUAGCAGAAGGUGGGUUUGCUGUUGUUUUUCUUGUGAAGGGAAGUAAUGGAAAACGAUAUGCAUUAAAACGGAUGUAUGUCAAUAAUGACUUUGACCUUAACGUGGCUAAAAGAGAGAUUCAAAUUGCUAGCAACUUAAGUGGUCACAAAAACAUAAUAGGAUAUGUUGAUGCAAGUAUCACACCAACUAGCAAUGGAGUCUAUGAAGUAUUGCUUCUCAUGUCUCACUGUAAAAGUGAUGUUCUGCAAAUGAUGAAUGCAAGAUUACAGACUGGAUUCUCAGAGGUAGAAGUACUCCAAAUUUUUUGUGACAUGGUUGAAGCCGUCUCAAGGCUUCAUUUCUGUCAAACUCCAAUAUCUCAUAGAGAUCUUAAGGUGGAAAACAUCUUAGUCAGUGAAAGUGGUCAUUAUGUGUUGUGUGAUUUUGGCUCUGCAACAGCUAAAGUUUUGAACCCAGAAACUCAAGGUGUACCAGCUGUUGAAGAGGAGUUACUCAAAUACACUACGCUGUCUUAUAGGUCACCUGAAAUGGUUGACUUGUACAGUGGUCAACCAAUUGGAACAAAAGCUGAUAUUUGGGCCCUUGGCUGUCUCCUGUACAAACUGUGCUUCUUUUCAUUACCAUUCGGUGAAAGCACACUUGCUAUUCAAAGUGGAAACUUUUCUAUACCGGACAAUUCAAAGUAUUCCAAGAGCAUGCACAGUCUUAUUCGUUUCAUGCUUGAGCCAGAUCAAGAAAAGAGACCUGAUAUUUUUCAAGUAGCAUCUGUUGCCUUUGCUUUAUCAGGAAAAGACUGUCCUGUUCAAAACUUACACAAAGUGGCUGUCCCAUCUUUGGAACAGUUGCCCUCAGCGCAAAUGGAAAGUGAAAUCAAGAAAGUUCCUGUAAAAAUCUUAAAACAAACUGUUCCUCCUGUAGUUGAAGGCACAAGUGUUGCUCCAAGACAGAGGCCAAAAGGAGGUCCUGCCAAAGGAGGUGUCCUUUCAAUUCCUAUACGGUCCUCACCAACACCAACUACUACCAAACGACCUGCAGCCCCUUCACCAUCACCUGCUUCUGGCGAUCAUUCAAAUGUGUUCCUUAGUCCACUGCCCCCACCUCCUACCCCUCAGUCAAAUCGUGAAUCUCAGAUUGGUAAGACACCAGAACCCAGUCCUCAUCUUCCCGUGCCAGCACAAGUAUUUUUUCCACCUACAUCACCUUGCCAUUCCGCCUCCAUUGUUGAAACAUCUGCCACUACCCCAACUUCUCAAACCCCUGUUACCCCCAGCGGAGUCCCACCCACCUCAAAUUCAAACAGCAAGGAGGGGAUUGGUCCUGAAACAGUCCUUUUCCCACCAUCAGGAUAUCCUGAUCCAUUUCAUGAAGGGGAUAACACAAUUGCUGGCUUUCCCAUGGCUUCCAGUGUGACUGCACUGGCCACAUGUGGAAAGUUGGAGACUUCUGCAUCUCAAAGUAUGGAAAUGUUAAGUCCUCCAGGCUCUCCAUCAGGCAGUAGUUCACGUGUUCAUAGGCGGAAUGUCAGUGACACCUCUGCAUUUAACAAAGUAUUUGUCAACGACACCAGUCAGUUUUUAGCUCCUUAUCAAGCAUCGGUGAAAUCUCGUGAAACAGAGUCGCCUGAAAAUGCAGAAACCUUCAACGCUGGAAGUGGACAAGCAACAGCAGUAGUUUGUAAUGCUGAUCAGAAACCACCGGGUGUUUCUGCUUCUCAUAAUGAACUAUCUAAAGUUUCAAGCUUACCAGGGAGUGAUAGAGUUGGUCAUUCCUUGCCAGAAGAAGUAGCAGAUUGGAACCCCUUCCAUGAACGUUCUAAACCUGAAAAUCUGUCCGAAGAUCAAUUCUUUGGUGCUGAAUUUGACAAAAUUCGUAGAGGUUCUCAGAGCAGUAUUUCAAAUGUGAAAAGCAGAGAAAGCUUAGUAAUGACCUCAGACACUGCAGAAGAUCCAUUUAGUUCAGCUCCAUUCAGCUUGCCAAGUUCAAGACAAAAUAGCUGUAAGGAGAAGAGCUCAUCUAGGAAGUCAUCAAAUGGAGAAUCUCGAACGAGUAGAAAAGAAUGGAAAGAAAUCACCUCAGAGACAUUUCAACCCGAUAAACCAUCUUGUGAGGACACAUGUGUCAACAGUCUUCAUCUAUCACCACCCUUUGUAAGGGCACCAGCUGAAGAUCGAUCAAAGUAUGAAAAGUUAACUUACGACAUUGCUGAUAAUUCUUCAGAUGAUAGUGACUCAUCAAACUCCCACCAAGAAAUGCAAGAUGAUUCCAAAAUUCAAAAGGAGGUAAAACAGGUACAGAAUAAUUUUAGAAGAAGAGGAACUACUCCUCUCCAAUCAAGGAUUGUCAAAGACGUCAGCAACACAAAUGUUUAUCUUUCUGAUGAUUCUAUUGGAUCAGCAAGUGAUUUACGUAACAACACCAACGAUGAGCGAGAAGAGUAUGAAUCUGAAGGAGAAUCUGAUGAGAAAACAACUCGUAAAUUAAGUAAUCUGUCUCGGCACUCUCGCACAUGUAGCUUUAAUGAGCUCCGAAGUAUCAACACAUGUGGCUCGUCAGCAUAUCAUGCUGAGUGUGAUAGUGCGUCAACCCAUGACGAGAACAAUUCAACACCAACCUUAAGUCGACGGAAAAAAGAAAAGACUGUUCAUUGCUCUGCUCCAAACAAUGAAGAGGAGAGUGAUCUCCUCUUUGUUGGCCACCAGUACGGGGAAAAACCUCUGUUAGCAGAUGAUGAAUUGGACUCUUCUGAGGGUGAUUUUUCCAGUAACUGUGAGUCACCAACAUUAGAGUCUCCAAACAAAUCAUCUAAAAAAUGUUGGAGUGGGCAAUCAAGUGUGGAUGUUUUUGCUCUUGCACCAUUUCCUGCUGUAAUAUCCAAAGAAAAUUUGAAGUUAGUUGAACAGCCACCAACUGUGAAAGAAGGAUCAUUAGUAGAUUUAGGUGACGCAACAGGAACAAUUAAAGACCAUCUUGUUAAGUCCUUGCAGAACAAUUUGCGAGAGAGCUCACCUAUAACUACUGAGGGUGAUAAAAGUCAGGUCCAAGCUGACUUAUUUGGUUCCCCUCCGUUUCAUAGUCACUCUGCAGAAAAUCUGUUUCGUGAGGUAAUUUCUACUACCAAGCCAAAUAAUUGUGCAUCUUUGUCACCCUCAAGUCAAACACAAAAAAUUGGCGUAUCCUCCAUUGUAUUAAAAGUGGUUGAAAACACAAGUCCUAAACUUCAUGAAUCAAGAUCAGUAGAUAUUGUGUCAUGUUGCGGGCCAUCUCAGCCAGAUUCUUUCUUCACACAAUUCAAAGGCAUUAACUGCCCAACAUAUUCUGGUGAGGGCUCCAAUCAUAGGGCAAGAAUGUCUGCCAAGGCAGAUCUGUUUGGAGCUACUCCUUUUGCCUGUGAGGUGAAAACAUCACCCCAAGUAAGCUGUUCCAGCUCACUAAGUCUUAGUCACAGUUCUCAUGAUGCGGCACAAUCAUGGCACUUACAAUCUCCAAAAGAUACAACAUGUGUACCAUGUGCAGUAUUGCAUUGUCAGACAGAAACUGAUCCUUCUUUACCAAAAAAAGAUUGGUAUGACAAAGAAGGGAAGGAAGGAAAGUACCAUUUAAUUGAUGGAGCUCGUUUGCCUGGGAAGCCAAAUAUUUUGCCUGUGAAGAACAGUCAAAAAAAUAAAGGGACGUCAUCGUCUUCAAAUAAAAAGUCAAAGUCAAGUAAGAAAACACCAGAAAAAAUUGGCGGCUUUCAAAACAUGAGUUUUGAAGAUUUUUCAAGUGAUGACCCUGGAGAGAUGCCAUCAGAGGUCAGAAACCAGUUUGAAGUUCAAAGACAUGACUCGAGCAGGUCAGCUGACUUGGAAAGAAAAGGUUCGUUAAAACGCCGAAGUAAUCCAUUUUCCUGAGCCAGGUUACUGAAUUACAACUUGAGAUAACAAGAAAGUACAUGGAAAGUAAGCAUCAAAGACAUUCUAUUUUAAAGGUAUUUUUAAGAGAGCUAAGUUUUUGAUGAUGUUGGUGUUUUGUAGAUCUGGUGAAUAUCUGUGUAUCUGCAGCUUUCUAUGAGCAACAUAACUGUGAUGAUAAGUGACUUUGUUACCUGAUGUACACAAUUAAAGCCUUGUGUAUCUUGGUGUUAGACCCUCUUCAAAUACUUACAUGCAUUUCCAGUUUGCUACAGCAGCUGACACUAUAUUAACAAAACGAAGCAUGAGAAACUAAAUUUGGAGAGAAAUAUAUAGGGUACAGCUAUUUUAUUAAAAAGUAUUUUUUAAACAAACUACUGAGUUAGCUACAACGGCGUGGAUAUCCGUAGAACCUUAAGAUAGUAAUGAAAUUAUUUUUUGUCACAAAUGAAUGAAUUUUUAAUUGGUGUACACUUUCUCAACUAUUCGUAAUUUAUUGUCAUAAAUCUAUGUAACUUUUUGUAUCUAUGUGGCCCAAGUACCACAGAAAAUCACAUUGAGUUGGAUGCAAAGGUUUGCCCAAAAUUGGAACUUUUAAUUGGACUUUUAAUGUCAUUUUGACCAUUUGUUGCUUUUAUGAUUAAUUACCAGAGUAAUUUUUAUCUGAUGUUUUGUCUUUCUUAUUAAGUUAUGGUAUAUCAAUUGGGUCAUUCUUAAUCAUGGGAAAGGUUGUGAAAAUGUUAAAUAUUGUAAAGGAAUGUGAAUUAGGACUAACACAAAUUAUUAGACUAGUCUCAUGGCAUACCAUGGCUUUUAGAAAUCCAGACCAAUAGACUUUUAGGAGUUUCCCAUGUCAUAUGUUACAGUCUGCAAGGUCUGCAUUGUAUUCAAAAUAUGGUCUCAUUCCAGAGGUGUCAGCUUUUUCUUGCCAUUCCAAUUGUUUGGUGUCUGAUUAUGCUGUCUGUAAUAAUGCUGGGGGAAAAGGUGCUUAAAACUUUUGUAUCUAAGUAAUUUAAUGGUGCUUAGAAACAUUACAUCCACAUGCAUACUGUUGUGUUCUCAAGUGAAUUAAUUUGGCUGAAAAUAAGUGAUCAGCAUUUAUGUUUGACUAAUUACAGUUUAAUGCCUGCAGUUGCAUUGAUGUGUUUGUUUAUUUUUCCAGUGAUAAAAAAAAAGGGGUGUAAUUUUUCAAUAGAUUAGUUUUUACAACUCACCUGUACUUUAUUUUACGGCCAAUGAACGUUUGUUAUCAACUAUAUAGGGUCAGGUCAGGUAAUAAACGCACAAGACUCUAUAUUAAUUUGGUUUGAGAAGAUGUGGACUCAUUCUCCAACCUUGCUAUUUCAUUAGAUGGUAUCUAUCAUCCUACUCUACACCAAGUGCGCUUUUUAUAACAAUCCAAACAAUAUCUUCUGUUUCAACAUUUAUGUUUGAGGUUUUUCAAACAUAAAAACCGUUGGUGCUAUAUACAAACCAAUUUAUUUAUUUAUAUGUUCACUUUGUGCCUUUAGUACCCAACCUGAGCCUAUAGAACAUUGCACAGAAAUUAAUGUGAUUCUAUGUAUAGGCCUUAGUAAUCGCAAAGGUAUGAGUUUAUGGAUGUGUUCACUAACAUGUGAGCACCUUAUAAAUGCUGAAAGUGUUCUUGAAUUGGCAUUUAGUUAUUGUGAGUAGCUCAUGCAGCUCCACUUAAGAUGGCAUUUACCAAAUAGAAGCAAAAGUAGUCAUUUAAGUGAGUCUACUAGUUCUGAAUGUAAAAUAUUUAAUGGUUUCUGUUGUUUGUUAAUAAAUAUUUUCAUGAAUAAAUUAAGCAAUAGAAAAUUAUUAUCACAA
Frankliniella occidentalis (western flower thrips) is the source of this 6030-nucleotide messenger RNA. RefSeq names its product AP2-associated protein kinase 1. Gene Ontology annotation, biological process: protein phosphorylation. The transcript is spliced from 16 exons. Gene Ontology annotation, molecular function: protein kinase activity; ATP binding. The record is from RefSeq and is a predicted model, not a curated record. Bases 190 to 4197 code for a protein of 1335 amino acids. Lineage: Eukaryota; Metazoa; Arthropoda; Insecta; Thysanoptera; Thripidae.